This is a messenger RNA of Branchiostoma floridae (Florida lancelet), 1524 nucleotides long. RefSeq lists its product as uncharacterized. The coding region runs from base 1 to 1524 and encodes 507 amino acids. The record is from RefSeq and is a predicted model, not a curated record. Lineage: Eukaryota; Metazoa; Chordata; Leptocardii; Amphioxiformes; Branchiostomatidae. The transcript is spliced from 4 exons.
AUGGAUACCAUGACUGUGUUCCUUUCCUUCUUAGCUGUUGGGGCUUCUCACUCGACUGGAAAAGCAGCAUCAGCUAUCAACGUCACUACUACUGCGGACACAACUUUCCCUGCCGCGCCUACAACGGAGAACAACGCAGCUUCUGCUAUCGCUGCUACUACAACGGGUACCAACACCCCAUCUUUAAACACAACCACUACAGCGACUAGCAGCACCCCAUAUUCAAACACAACUACUACAACUGGCAGCAGCACAACAUCUUUAACUACAACCAUCACGACGGGUAGCGGCACCACAUCUUCAGCUACAACCACUACAACAACGGGCAGCAGCACCCCAUCUUUGGCUACAACCACUACAACAACGGGCAGAAGCACCCCAUCUUUGGCUACAACUACUACAACAGGCAGCAGCACCCCAUCUUUGGCUACAACUACUACAACAGGCAGCAGCACCCCAUCUUUGGCUACAACCACUACAACAACGGGCAGAAGCACCCCAUCUUUGGCUACAACUACUACAACAGGCAGCAGCACCCCAUCUUCAGUUACAACUACUACAACGGGCAGCAGCACCUCAUCUUUGGCUACAACUACUACAACAGGCAGCAGCACCCCAUCUUCAGAUACAACUACUACAACAGGCAGCAGCACCCCAUCUUCAGUUACAACUACUACAACAAUGGGUAGUGACACCACAUCUUCAGCUACAACUACUACUACAACGGGUAGCGGCACCACAUCGUCAGCUUCAACUACCACAACGAGCAGUAGCACCCCAACUUCAACUACAACUACUGCAACAACGGGUAGCGGCACCACAUCUUCAACUACAACUACUACAACGGGCAGCAUCACCCCAUCUUCAGCUACUACAACGGGCAGCAGCACCCCAUCUUCAGCUACUACAACGGGCAGCAGCACCCCAUCUUCAGCUACUACAACGGGCAGCAGCACCCUAUCUUCAGCUACUACAACGGGCAGCAGCACCUCAUCUUCAGCUACUACAACGAGCAGCAGCACCCCAUCUUCCGCUACUACAACGGGCAGCAGCACCCCAUCUUCAGCUACUACAACGGGCAGCAGCACCCCAUCUACAACGAGCAGCAGCACCCCAUCUUCAGCUACUACAACGAACAGCAGCACCCCAUCUUCAACUACAACGGGUAGCAGCUCUGCUAGCACUCUCGCUUUUACAACCAAAAGUACCCCUGCUUUCUCCACCCCUACGACUGCCAGUACAACUAAAACAACAUCUUCAACCACCAGAACAACAACAACCACUACUUCUGCCGCCUCCACCACCGACAAUACUACUACUACAAAGAUUACGGAAAAGCCGACGACACCAAAGAUAACAAUACCACCAAAGGAUCCAGAAAAGCCAUCGAAGAUUGUUGCCUUUCAACUGAGCCUUGAUGGUGAUUUCAUGCAAACGUUGAAUGACAGCGAAUCAUCUGCGUAUCAAGACCUAGAGAGAAGCUGCAUAAAAGCGAUUAUACUGCUGCUACAGUGCCAAACGUAA